GGAGAGAAGCCAUAUUCAUGUCCUAAAUGUGAGAAAUGUUUUACUGACAAAUCAAAUCUUAAUACACAUCAGAGAACUCACACAGGAGAGAAGCCAUAUUCAUGUCCUGAAUGUGGGAAAUGUUUUAGUCAGAAAGCAGAUCUUUGUAAACAUCUGAGAAUUCACACAGGAGAGAAGCCAUAUUCAUGUCCUAAAUGUGAGAAAUGUUUUACUGACAAAUCAAAUCUUAAUACACAUCAGAGAACUCACACAGGAGAGAAGGCAUUUUCAUGUCCUGAAUGUGGGAAGUGUUUUAGCUACAAAUCAAAUUGUGAAACACAUCUGAGAACUCACACAGGAGAGAAGCCCUAUUCAUGUCCUGAAUGUGGGAAAUGUUUUAGUCAGAAAGCAGAGCUUUGUAAACAUCUGAGAACUCACACAAAAGAGAAGCCAUAUUCAUGUCCUGAAUGUGGGAAAUGUUUUAGUCAGAAAAAAGAUCUUAGUAAACAUCUAAGAACUCACACAGGAGAAAGGCCAUAUUCAUGUCCUGAAUGUGGGAAAUGUUUUAGUCAGAAAGCAGAUCUUUGUAAACAUCUGAGAAUUCACACAGGAGAGAAGUGUGAAAUGACCAGGCUGGGAGUUAUUUCUGAUCUCUGA
Bufo gargarizans (Asiatic toad) is the source of this 636-nucleotide messenger RNA. RefSeq names its product gastrula zinc finger protein XlCGF71.1-like. Lineage: Eukaryota; Metazoa; Chordata; Amphibia; Anura; Bufonidae. The record is from RefSeq and is a predicted model, not a curated record. Gene Ontology annotation, cellular component: nucleus. The annotation marks the transcript as partial. Gene Ontology annotation, molecular function: RNA polymerase II cis-regulatory region sequence-specific DNA binding; DNA-binding transcription factor activity, RNA polymerase II-specific. Gene Ontology annotation, biological process: regulation of transcription by RNA polymerase II; central nervous system development. The transcript is spliced from 2 exons.